Drosophila biarmipes is the source of this 4044-nucleotide messenger RNA. RefSeq lists its product as uncharacterized. Gene Ontology annotation, cellular component: membrane. Gene Ontology annotation, molecular function: sweet taste receptor activity. The transcript is spliced from 18 exons. The record is from RefSeq and is a predicted model, not a curated record. The coding region runs from base 1 to 3984 and encodes 1327 amino acids. Gene Ontology annotation, biological process: sensory perception of sweet taste; detection of chemical stimulus involved in sensory perception of taste. NCBI's taxonomy places the organism in Eukaryota, Metazoa, Arthropoda, Insecta, Diptera, Drosophilidae.
AUGGCACCCAAUCAAUCGCACCUGUCAGAUGUUAUCUCUCAAUACAAUGCGUGUCUGGAACGUUCUGUCACAAGUGUCUCAAUUAUCACAACAUUAAAUGCAUUCAGGGCUAAGAGCCAUUUGUGUGUCCAUGGACUUCAAAUGGAGCGGUCAGUGCGGGAGAAUACCCUGCAUCAUGCCAUCGGAAACGUUCUUGUCGUAGCUCGGAUCUUUGGAGUACUUCCUCUUUCCGGAAUAGGACCUACUAAAAAUCCGGAAAAUGUUCGCUUUCGCUGGUUUUCGCCUUUUAUUCUACUUUUCGUGGUGGUAUUCACAUUUGUAAUCGGUGAUUUUGUGCUCUCAGCCAAGUUGGUGCUUAACAAUGGUCUUAAGGUCUAUACUAUAGGUUCUCUGAGUUUUAGUGUGAUAUGCAUUUUUUGUUUUUGCGCCUUUAUAAAUAUCGCCCGUCGAUGGCCCCAAAUCAUCCGACAGACAGCGCUAUGUGAGCGGAUCUUCCUGAAACCCUGCUAUGGCAGCCAUGAGGGAGUCAACUUUAGUAGAAUUCUUCAACGUUGGGCACUUAUGCUUCUGGUGACCGCCCUGUGUGAACACCUCACCUAUGUGGGCAGUGCCGUUUGGAGCAACUACGAGCAGAUUCGGGAUUGCAAUCUGAAGGAGGGAUUCGUAGAGAACUAUUUCCUGCGGGAGCGUCAGGAGGUAUUCUCAGUGUUUGAUUACCGAGUUUGGAUGGUGUUCUUCAUCGAGUGGAGCACCCUUUCCAUGACAUUCGUCUGGAACUUUGGAGAUAUCUUCCUGAUUCUUAUGUGUCGGGGAUUGAAGAUUCGGUUCCAGCAACUUCACUGGCGUAUUCGUCAGAAUCUGCGGAAGACCAUUACCAAAGAGUUCUGGCAGGAAGUACGUUCGGACUUGUUGGACCUGGAUGAUCUGCUAAAGCUCUACGAAAAAGAGUUGUCUGGCUUGAUAUUGGUCUGCUGCGCCCACAACAUGUACUUCAUUUGUGUCCAAGUCUACCACAGUUUUCAAGUUAAAGGCGCCUUCAUGGACGAGCUCUACUUCUGGUUCUGUUUGCUUUAUGUGAUCGCCCGCUUGAUGAACAUGAUGUUUGCGGCUGCUUCGAUUCCCCAGGAGGUCAAGGAUAUAUCGAGCACCCUUUAUGAAGUACCCUCAAGUACUUGGUGCGCCGAUCUGGAGCGUUUAAGUGAGAUGUUGCGCAACGAAACCUUUGCCCUCAGUGGAAAGCGAUACUUUUUUCUCACCCGAAGGCUCAUCUUUGCAAUGGCUGCUGCUUUAAUGGGAUACGAACUGGUGCUGUUCCACCAAUUGGAAGGUGCCGUGGUGCAGAAAAGUAUUUGCAGCCGUGGAGCCGGCUCCUCCAUGAGCAUUUUUCUCAUCAUUGCCCAGGUCUUUGCUCUCAUGCCAGUUCGGGAAGUGAGCUCCAAGUUCGCAGAAGACCUGACCUUCACCUGGUUCAGCAUUCGCACUUAUUACGCCUUGGUGACCAUCCUGUGCUUUGGUGUAACUUCCGGAUAUCUGGUGGCUUACGUGACGAAUGUGUCCUUCGACUUCGAUUCGGUGGAGACUCUGGUCUUUUACCUAUCCAUAUUCCUCAUCUCUUUGUCGUUUUUGCAACUGGCCAGGAAGUGGCCUGCGAUAGCUCGGGAAUGGCAGUUGGUGGAGGCCAAGUUACCACCUCUCAAAAUGCCCAAGGAACGCAGAUCCCUGGCCCAGCACAUCAAGAUAAUCACCAUAGUGGCCACCACUUGCUCGCUGGUGGAACACAUAAUGAGCAUGCUGUCCAUGGGCUACUACGUAAGCUCCUGUCCCCGGUUCCCGGGUCAUCCCAUCGACAGUUUCCUGUACUUGAACUACUCCUCGGUGUUCUACUUUGUGGACUACACUCAUUUUCUGGGGAUCUUGGGCAAGGUGGUCAAUGUCUUGAGUACUUUCGCCUGGAACUUUAACGAUAUCUUUGUGAUGGCCGUUAGUGUGGCUUUGGCUGCACGUUUUCGACAGCUAAAUGAUUUCAUGAUGAGGGAGGCUCGACUGCCCACCACUGUGGACCAUUGGAUGCAGUGUAGGAUUAACUUCCGGAACCUUUGCAAACUGUGCGAGGAGGUGGACGAUGCCAUAUCCAUCAUUACCCUGCUCUGCUUCAGCAACAAUCUGUACUUUAUAUGUGGCAAAAUCCUCAAGAGCAUGCAGGCCAAGCCUUCUAUUUUGCACACCCUGUACUUCUGGUUCUCACUCACCUAUCUACUUGGUCGCACCCUCAUCCUGUCCCUCUACAGCGCCAGUAUCAAUGAUGAGUCCAAGCGGCCCCUGGUCAUCUUUCGCUUGGUCCCCCGGGAGUUUUGGUGCGAUGAGCUAAAGCGUUUUUCGGAGGAGGUUCAGAUGGACAAUGUGGCUCUGACAGGCAUGAAGUUCUUUCGCCUCACACGCGGCGUUGUCAUUUCGGUGGCCGGCACCAUUGUGACCUACGAGCUUAUUUUGCUGCAGUUCAACGGCGAGGAAAAGUUGACUGGGCCAAUCCUACCGAGCAGUUCGCCUCGGCGCGUUGAGUUAGAAGGUCGCAGGAUGAAGUUCCUUCCGAAGCUGGAGAGCAAGUUGCGCCGGCUGAAGAAGAAGGUGACCAGGUCACCACUGGUUAGAAAGUUGGACUUGGUUCACGAAAGUGCCCGUAAGAAGGCCUUUCAGGAAAGUUGUGAAACCUACAAAAAUCACAUUGAGAUUGAGUACGAAGUGCGGAAUAAGCAGCCAAAGCUAUCCCGUAGCGAUAAGGAGGCCUUCCUCAGCGAUGGAAGCUUCCACCAGGCAGUUGGCCGAGUGCUCCUCGUGGCCGAAUUCUUCGCCAUGAUGCCCGUCAAGGGAGUGACGGGAAAGCAUCCGUCGAAUCUGAGCUUCUCCUGGCGCAACAUUCGCACCUGUUUCUGCCUGCUCUUCAUCGCCUCGAGCUUGGCCAACUUUGGACUAUCAUUGUUUAAGGUUUUAAACAAUCCGAUUAGUUUCAACAGUAUUAAGCCCAUUAUAUUCCGUGGAUCUGUUCUGCUGGUCUUGAUAGUGGCUCUAAAUCUGGCCCGUCAGUGGCCCCAGUUGAUGAUGUUCUGGCACGGAGUGGAGAAGGAACUGCCGCAGUAUAAGACGCAGUUGGGCAAGUGGAGGCUGGGCCACACCAUAUCGAUGGUCAUGCUAGUGGGAAUGAUGCUGUCCUUCGCGGAGCACAUUUUGAGCAUGGUGUCGGCCAUUAACUAUGCUUCAUUUUGCAACCGCACCGCCGAUCCCAUCCAGAAUUACUUUCUGCGCACCAAUGAUGAGAUCUUUUUUGUGACCAGCUACUCCACUCCAUUGGCCUUGUGGGGCAAGUUCCAGAAUGUCUACUCCACCUUCAUAUGGAACUACAUGGACAUGUUCGUGAUGAUUGUCAGCAUUGGUUUGGCGGCCAAGUUUCGCCAGCUGAACGAUGAUUUGCGAAAUUUUAAAGGAAUGAACAUGGCUCCCACUUACUGGUCAAAACGUCGCAUACAGUACAGGAACAUAUGCAUACUGUGCGACAAAAUGGACGAUGCCAUAUCCCUAAUUACCAUGGUGUCCUUCUCCAAUAAUUUGUACUUCAUUUGCGUUCAGUUGCUGAGAAGCUUAAACACCAUGCCUUCGGUGGCCCAUGCGGUGUACUUCUACUUCUCCCUCACCUUCCUCAUUGGUCGCACAUUGGCGGUUUCACUGUACUCGGCCAGCGUUCAUGACGAAUCCAGGCUUACACUUAGGUUCCUGCGUUGUGUGCCCAAGGAGUCCUGGUGUCCGGAGGUGAAAAGAUUCACAGAGGAGGUAAUCAGCGACGAGGUGGCCCUCAGCGGAAUGAAGUUUUUCCACCUCACAAGGAAGCUGGUAUUGAGUGUUGCUGGCACCAUUGUCACCUACGAGCUCGUACUCAUCCAAUUCCACGAGGACAACGACCUGUGGGACUGCGAUCAGAGCUACUACUCAUAGAACGACGAUUUAUAGUACGAGGUUUAUUGCAUAAUAAAUAAAAAAUCAUCUUGCACUUUA